Serendipita indica DSM 11827 is the source of this 2430-nucleotide messenger RNA. The record is from the annotation of a GenBank genome assembly. NCBI's taxonomy places the organism in Eukaryota, Fungi, Basidiomycota, Agaricomycetes, Sebacinales, Serendipitaceae.
AUGGCUGCUUCUACAAAAGAGCAGCGCGAGAGUUCCCCGUUUGCUUCAAGAGUCCCCACUUCUUCUUCCCUUCCUUUACGAAUGGUCAGAUCCUCGUCGCUCAUUUUACUAGCUUUGUACGCCGUUGGUGGCGGGAGUGCAAAAACUCCGAAAUACAAGGACCCCAAAGCCUCUGUUGAUGACCGUGUCGCAGAUCUUCUUCCUCGGAUGACGAUCGAGGAAAAGGUGGCCCAACUUAUCCAGGAUGGAUGGACUUCUCAGACGUUCCUGAACUUUUCCAGUCCUUUGGACAAUACCCUCACUCACAACCAAACUGGCUUGGAAGCAAUGAUGAGUAUCAAGGCAGGCUCAAUCUGGGGCGGUUACUCCGCAACUUUUGAGAAAUUCGUCUACGGAGUGACUGUUGGGCAGAAAUAUCUCAUGGAGAAGACCCGACUUGGUAUUCCUGCGUUGAUCGAUUCUGAAGGUCUGCAUGGCUUCACGAAUAACGGAACAAUCUUCCCAUCGCCAUUUGCUAUGGCAUGCUCCUUCAACCGGGCCGCAGUCCAAGCCGCUGGGAAGACAGUCACUGAUGAAGCAGAGGGCCUUGGUAUUACCCACAUCUUUGCCCCAGUCCUUGACCUCGCUCGCGAGCUGAGAUUUGGUCGUGUGGAGGAAGGAUUCGGAGAAGAUCCUUUCCUAACGGGGGAAAUGGGCAAAGCAUACGUUACCGGAUUGCAAGCAGGAGCUCGACGCAACACAUCCUCCACGGCAAAGGCUCGUGUCGCAGCAACCUGCAAGCACUUUGCAGCUUUCGGCUCCCCUCAAGGAGGCCUCAAUCUAGCCCCAGUGGCGGGUGGUGAGAGAGAGUUGCAGACCACCCAUAUCCCUCCCUUUGCAAAGGCCUGCUCGGAUGCAUUGUCUAUCAUGACUGCUUACUCGAGCUAUGAUGGAAUUCCUGCGGCUUCCAAUAAACACCUUCUAGUUGAUAUUUUACGAAAGCAGUUGGGAUACAAGUACAUGGUCACCACGGAUGCAGGAGCCGUCAGCUUGUUACACACUAUGCAUCAAGUUUCGAGUGGAUAUGAAGAGGACGCUCGCCUUGCGGUUCAAGUCUAUCAAACGCAGAUGGGCGGUGAUGCCUUCUAUCCAUAUCUGACACUCGUUGAUCAGGUGAAGAAGGGUCUCAUCAACGUUUCCUAUAUCGACAAGACGGUCGAAUACGUUCUUCGCACCAAAUUCACUCUGGGUCUCUUCGAAAACCCAUAUCCGUAUCCCGACUACGCAAAGAACAUUCGUUCUGCGGCAUCGAAACAGUCACUACUCGAUAUAGAGCGGGAGUCCAUCGUACUUUUGGAAAACCGUAACAAACUACUCCCACUCAAGAAGACAGGCUCCGUUGCACUCAUCGGCCCCUCGGCAAACAAGGUCAUCUUUGGUGAUUAUGUGUUCCAUGGUGCUGACAAGUAUGGAACCACGCCUCUUGACGGCUUUAAGAAGAUCCUCGCCAAUUCCAGCGUUCAGAUCAACUAUGCAAAAGGCUGUGAAUUAUGGUCUGCUGAUCAAUCUGGCUUCCCAGAGGCAAUUGCAGCGGCUAAGAAGUCUGAUGUGGCCGUCGUUGUUGUCGGGACAUGGUCAAGAGAUCAGACGGAGCUUUGGCAAGGUCUCAAUGCCACAACUGGCGAGCACGUCGAUGUCGCUUCGCUGGAUCUUGUCGGGGCUCAGCUCCCACUUGUCAAGGCGAUCAAAGCAACAGGCAAGCCAACAGUUGUGGUAUUUGUAUCUGGAAAGCCGGUUUCAGAACCAUGGAUUGCUCAACAUGCGGAUGCGGUUAUCUUCCAAGGCUACCCGGGAGAACUAGGUGGCGUGGCCCUAGCUGAGAUCAUAUAUGGAAUUCAGAACCCGAGCGGCAAGACCUCUGUGUCAUGGCCGAGGUCCGUCGGAACCUUGCCCGCAUUCUACAACUACCUCAAGGGCUCACGGCCAUGGGGAGAUUCCGGUUAUAUUGACGACGACGGCACUAUCCACCUCGGUCACGCAUAUGUUCUCGACUCGCCCGUUCCCCUCUGGGCGUUUGGCCACGGAUUGAGCUACACGACAUUUGAAUACUCGGGGCUCACCUUAGCAUCGCAAACCCUGUCAGCCCGGCAGCCACUCAAGCUAUCCGUCAAAGUCAAGAACACCGGGACUGUGGCCGGCAAAGAGGUGGUUCAGGUGUACGUUACGGAUGUCGUCAGCUCCGUCGUCACCCCUGUCCGCCAGCUCGUCGGCUUCGAGAAGGUCUCGAUUGCUCCUGGUGCGACGGUCAAGGUCGAUUUUAAUAUUCCCGCCACGGAAUUUGGUCUGUGGUCUAUGGACAACAAAUGGGUCGUCGAACCUGGUCUAUUCACCGUUACGAUUGGUCCAAGUGACCAAGUAUAUGCCAAUUCGACCUUUACUGUCAUGUCGUGA